Messenger RNA from Panthera uncia (snow leopard), 6091 nucleotides. It is a transcript of the gene PSD3, whose product is annotated as pleckstrin and Sec7 domain containing 3. The record is from RefSeq and is a predicted model, not a curated record. Gene Ontology annotation, biological process: regulation of ARF protein signal transduction. The transcript is spliced from 20 exons. Bases 2041 to 5970 code for a protein of 1309 amino acids. Gene Ontology annotation, molecular function: protein binding; guanyl-nucleotide exchange factor activity; phospholipid binding. NCBI's taxonomy places the organism in Eukaryota, Metazoa, Chordata, Mammalia, Carnivora, Felidae.
UUGACAGUAAGCAGCACAGCUGGAACCAGAUCUAGUUCUGCAGACAACAGAGCUUAACCACUGAGCCUUAUCAGCGAGAGCUGUAAAAUACAACAUCUGAACACCACACUGACAGUUUGAAAAGGGCAAAUGUGUCUGAUACAGAAGAUUGUGUAUUUUGGGCCCAUCACACCAUUUGUAGAGACCUGACUCUCAAGUAGAGUUUUUUGCAGGAGGUGAUUUUCAUGCUUAAGUGUUAUUGUUUGGGAUAAUAAUCAACUUUGAGGGCUCCUUAAUUAAUCAAUACAAAUGCUGUGUAGAUGGAGAACUUGGGUUAAAUCUUAGCCCUGCCCCUUACCAGCCAUAUGAACCUGGGCAUACUGAAUACAAUAGUGCAUAUAAAUAUUUAGUUUAUUGCCUAGCACACAUUAAGUGCUCUAUAACCAUUUGCUAUUAUUCUUUUUAUUAUCAACACAUUUUUGGUGCACACCUAUUUUGGAUAGAUAUCAUUAAUGGCACUAAGUGUUGGCUCUAAAAUUUUAAUAUAGGAGAGAUUCAGGGACAGCAUUCUGGUUAGGGGAAGAAGAGAAAGCAGAUUUACCUUAAAGCUGCUUAACAUAACGAACAGCUUGAGAAACCAACAGGUUUACAUACCAAUGUCUAGGGAGGGUAGACUGACAAACCUUAGGGGGGCUACAACUAUAAGUUCUUUAGAGAAUGCAUAUUUCAUACCCAUGGAACUGCCAUUGUGCUAGAAAAGAAUAUCUUAUACCACCACCUUUAAGAAAAUCAAACAUGUAAAUAAAUCAUGUGGUAGGAGACUUCCUGAAGGAGAGAUCUUACCAAGCACUUGGCAAUUUGGAAGAAGGAGCUGACAAUGCUUUGUGGAGGUGAGUUCAACUUCACAGAUAUAUUUGAGGUGGGUCUUGUGGGACAUGUAACAAUAUGCCAAACAGAGAAACAUAAGAGCCAGCUAAGGAAAUAAAACAGGAUGAACAAAGGCUUGAUAACAUUUAAAGGACUGGGAUAGUCAGGAAAUGGCAUUUUGAGGAAUGGCCUAACAGUUAGUGUGGCUACAAUUUAGGAUUUAGGCUGGGGGGCAUAAUACCAGGAGAUUAGCCCACAGGGAUAGGUUGGCCAGAUAGUCUGCCAGGGUAAAGCAUUUGUACUUCAUCAUUUAGGUAAUGGCUAACCCCUGAUAAUUUUUUUAAAAUUUUUAUUUAAGACAGCGAGAGAGAGAGAGAAAGUGACAGAGUGUGGGAGUGAGCAGGAGAAGGGCAGAGAGAGAGAGGGAGAGAGAGAAUCUCAAGCAGGCUCCAUACUCAGCAAGCGGCCUGACUCAGGCUUGAUAGAUCUCACAACCAUGAGAUCAUGACCUGAGCCAAAAUCAAGAGUCAGAUGCUUAACUGACUGAGCCACCCAGGUGCCCCAACCCCCAAUAAUUUUUAAAGAAGGAAACACUAUGAUCAAAUCCUUAUUUUAAGGAUAUAAAAAAAUCAAUGUAUAGUGUCAACUGAGAGAGAUUCCAGUUGUUUUAGUGAGAAUGUGCCAGGUUGUGCUACAAUAAUAAACAAACCUAAAGUUUUAAGGGCUUAAAACAACUUAUUUUUCUCUUCCAAUGGGUUCCACAUGGAUCAGUAAGGGUCUUAUGACACAUAAUCCCUCAAUAUUCCAUCUUGGAACUGUACCAUCUGGAUAGAACACAAGUCCUCCUUGUCAGCAAGGGAAGGGAGAAUUAAUCACACAGCCUUGCCUAACUGAAGAAAGGCUGGAAUUGUUGAUGAGCAAAUGGAAUGUCUGAUCCACCUCCUUAUCUUCCUUCCCCAGAGACACCACUAUCAAGAAUCUGGAACAAGGCCAUGGGACUCAAAAUGUUCUUUUCCAUUGUGAGAGAUAUUGAGCCUAUAGUAACACCCUGAAAGUGGACUACUCAGUGAAUUUUCAGGCUGUCAUUGGAACCAUGGAGCCAAGUCAUGUCUGCCCACAGCUGCUGGCAUUUGCAUCCCUGGGCACUGAGGUCUGAAACUCGACCCUGGCAAAGGCCCUACCCCCUUGGAGGAAAUGGCUGAACAGCCCGAGCAACAGCAGAUGAAAACUUCCUUCCUCUUCAUCCAGCUGCAGGCCCCCCUUGCCCGAGCUCACCCCUCCCAGUCUCCAGCUACUGCAGCCUGGACAGCAGCCCCAGGGGGCCUGGAGGAGGGACACAUUUUCCCAAGUCCCAGGACUGGCUUCUUGGCAGGCCGGGACCUCAGGCACACACAGGGCUUGGCUGCUCCUCCCUCCCGCCUGCUGCAGAAGGGGGGCUCUGGGACAGAGGAACCAGCUGCUUUCAGUUGCUCUGCUCUGAAGGAGGAGGAGAGAGAGGAAAAAUCCCAGGAUCUGGAUGUAAGAAGAGGUGGUGUCUGCAGAACCCCACGUCACAGGCCUUCCCCGGCCCCCGCCUCCAGGAAAUUUGGACGACUGCAGCCCCUGUCAUGCAGACUUCGUAGCCCAGCUCCCGUUAUGAGCAAUGAAAGCAACAAUCCCUCCAUGGGCUGGGAGCACUGGCCAGUCAUCACUGCCCCCCAGGACCUGUGGAGCAAGGACCCUUCGUCUUGGGAUGCCUUGGGAUGUUCAAUGCCACAGGUCAUCCUGGCUCACGCUACUGACAGGGGUGAAAGUACUAUGCUGAGGAGAGGUGUUGCUACCUGCCAGAUUCUUCCCAAGAGCUGUGAAGAGGGCAUCAGCACCACUGUGCAAGCUAGGAGAGCAAGGCUCUACAGAUACUGUCCGCCCAUUCAGACCAGCAAGAGCUACCCGGCCCUGCCUGCCGCUCUGCCUCUCAAGGCAGAGACAUUUGUUUGGGUUAACAAUGCAUCGUCUCAUUCCCAGAGUGUUGCCAAGGCCAAAUAUGAAUUUUUAUUUGGCAUAUCUAAAGAGAAACCUCCAGAUACUAGUGAUCAUGGAGGAAGCACUUUACUCCCACCAAAUGUCACAAAUGAAUUUCCAGAAUAUGGGACCAUGGAGGAUAGUGGAGAAGGCCUAAGAACUUCUCUUGGGUUUGAUACAGAGUCUCUGCCAGGCUGCCCACAAGGGCAGCUGGGGGUCCAGCUUCUUCAUGGCCACCAGUCUGGGCUUGAGAGUGUUACCGAAGGACCAAAAGAUGUCAGAGAGUCCCUCUCUCAAAGUCACCUCAAGGAACAAAGUUUACAACCCAUUGACUCCUUGAUUUCAACCCUGAAAGCCACAGAGGCCAGAAAAGCUUCAGGAACAUUACAGGCUACAAAGGUACUGGACAAAGAUGCUAUUUCUAGUUUUUCAGUUCAGCAGGUGGAUAAAGAGCUGGACACUGUCCCUCAUAAAACAAAGAGACAGGGAGCCAAAAAAUUAUUUCCUCCUGGCCAAGAAAAAGCACCAGAUAUACCUCUUUCAGCUGAAGUUACGACUGAGGAGAACUUUUAUUUGAGCAUCCAGAAGGAUCAGACUGUACUCUUAACCGGAGAAGCUCAGGCACAGCUUUCCAAGAUAACUAAUAAUGGUAGAAAAGGGGCUGUCCAUGUGCAGGAGCCAGCUUGUUCUAUAUCCUCCCUGGGGAGCCCAGCAGUGACGCAUACCUCUGCAGGCAGUGUUGCUCUUUUGAGAGAGAAGAGGUCUGAUCAAGGUAGCUCCACAGGACGCCCAGGCCGGGUCAAACACGUGGAAUUUCAAGGAGUGGAAAUAUUGUGGACAGGAGGGGAGAAAAGAGAGAUACAGCAUCCUGUGGAUUUUGAGAUAUCAUUGGAAAGGAGCACCUCUCCUGAAAACAGAGAACUUUCCAGAGUGCCAACCCAUCUCAUUUCAUGUGCUGGUUUGUAUAAUUCAGUUGGUUUAACUGAGAGUGUUUGGGAUGAAACCUGGAGAUCAUCAGAGAAGCUGGGCACCAGCUCAGGGACGUUUUCCCCUCUGCCUCUUGUUGAGAGUGGAGAGGAUGAAGUCUUCCUAAAGGAAAACAAAGAACAUCUUGAGAAGAAACCUGAACUGGAGAGAGACAAGGAAAGGAUUCUUGAGCAAGAGGAGCACUUUAGGGGAGGAGAUGAUGAUGUCCUUGGGCCUGCCUAUACAGAGGACUCCACUGAUGUGUACAGCUCCCAGUUUGAAACCAUUUUGGACAACACUUCCUUAUACUACAGUGCUGAGUCCUUGGAGACAUUAUAUUCAGAACCUGAUAGCUAUUUUAGCUUUGAAAUGCCUCUCACUCCAAUGAUACAGCAACGCAUUAAAGAAGGCAGUCAGUUUCUGGAGAGGACAACAGUGGCAGGACAGCAAGACGUCCUGAGUGUCUCAGCAGAUGGUGGAAUAGUGAUGGGUUAUUCUAGUGGGAUCACCAACGGGCUGAAUGACACCAGUGACUCCAUCUACACGAAAGGCACACCAGAGAUUGCUUUCUGGGGAAGCAAUGCUGGGGUAAAAACAGCACUACUAGAGACUCAUUCUGAGAUGGGGAGCACUGAAAUUCUGGAAAAGGAGACCUCAGAAAGUCUCAGUAAUGGUACCAGCAGCAACAUAGAAGCAGCCAAAAGGUUGGCCAAACGCCUUUAUCAACUAGACAGAUUCAAAAGAUCGGAUGUCGCAAAGCACCUAGGCAAGAACAAUGAAUUUAGCAAACUAGUUGCAGAAGAAUAUCUGAAGUUUUUUGAUUUUACAGGAAUGACACUGGAUCAGUCUCUCAGGUAUUUCUUUAAAGCAUUUUCUCUUGUGGGAGAAACUCAAGAACGAGAGAGAGUUUUAAUACAUUUCUCCAAUAGAUAUUUUUACUGUAACCCAGACACUAUUGCUUCACAAGAUGGAGUCCAUUGCCUCACCUGUGCAAUGAUGCUUCUUAACACAGAUCUCCAUGGCCAUAAUAUUGGAAAGAAGAUGACCUGCCAAGAGUUCAUUGCAAACCUCCAAGGGGUAAAUGAAGGUGGUGAUUUCUCCAAGGAUCUAUUGAAAGCUCUGUACAACUCAAUUAAGAAUGAGAAGCUUGAAUGGGCAGUAGAUGAUGAAGAGAAAAAAAAAUCUCCAACUGAAGGAACUGAUGAGAAGGCUAAUGGAACACAUCCAAAGACCAUCAGUCGUAUUGGGAGUACUACCAACCCAUUCUUAGACAUUCCUCAUGACCCAAAUGCUGCUAUAUACAAAAGUGGAUUCUUGGCUCGGAAAAUCCAUGCAGAUAUGGAUGGGAAGAAGACUCCAAGAGGGAAGCGAGGAUGGAAAACAUUUUAUGCUGUACUAAAAGGAACAGUCCUUUACUUGCAAAAGGAUGAAUAUAAACCUGAAAAGGCCCUGUCUGAAGAGGAUUUGAAAAACGCCGUGAGUGUGCAUCAUGCGCUGGCAUCCAAGGCCAUAGACUACGAGAAGAAGCCGAAUGUACUUAAACUUAAAACUGCCGACUGGAGGGUCUUGCUUUUUCAAGCUCAGAGUGCAGAGGAAAUGCAAGGAUGGAUAAACAAAAUUAAUUGUGUUGCAGCUGUAUUUUCUGCACCACCAUUUCCAGCAGCCAUUGGUUCUCAGAAGAAGUUUAGUCGUCCACUUCUGCCUGCUACUACAACAAAACUGUCUCAGGAGGAACAGCUGAAAUCUCAUGAAAGCAAACUGAAGCAGAUUACCACUGAGCUGGCUGAACACCGCUCAUAUCCCCCGGAUAAGAAAGUUAAAGCCAAGGAGAUAGAUGAAUACAGACUGAAAGAUCACUAUCUGGAAUUUGAGGAGCAGUGCAAGGACAUUUCUCAAUACAAUGCCAACUGCCACAAGUCAAAUCCACCUCUGGAACAAAAGAAAACCCGUUAUGAAAUUUAUGUCAGCAUUCUAAAAGAAGGAGGCAAGGAGCUCCUGAGUAACAAUGAAAUUGAGGCUGCAGGACUGAAGAAGUCACAUUCAAGUCCUUCACUGAACCCAGAUUCAUCUCCAGUCACAGCCAAGGUCAAGCGUAAUGUGUCAGAGAGGAAAGAUCACCGACCUGAAACACCAAGCAUUAAGCAAAAAGUUACUUAGAAUCGAUCUGUGACCAGGAGGUACUGGUCAUGGAGCAAAAUAGAGUUUUUCAAGAUCUUUCUGGUAAACCCGUGAAUAUAUUUUUAAAAAGUUUGUGACUAAAUGGUGCAUUAGUAACCUU